UUCAAAAAUAAUGCAGUGUGUUCAUUCAAAUAUAUUUUAACCAUAUGGGUAACCUUUUUAUUUUUGACUCUCAUAAUCUUGAAUUUGUCACGGGAUUGCCCUGUCGAAGAAACGUGUUCAGCUUCCAGAAACUAUAUUAUGGCUCCUUUGAUGGAAAUUCCAAUUCCGGCCAACGAUAUAAGACAAUUUAAGGGAUGUGAGGAAAUUGACAGAUGUGACCCCGACAUUAUUUGCGAAAGUGCCAAUAUCUCAAUUAGCAAUAACACAACACCAUUUUAUUCCACUGCUGCUAUACAAAAACCCGAUGACUGUUGGAUGAUCAAAGACGACGUCUUGAAAAACGGCAUAAUUCCAAUGCAUUCACCCACCUUGGUUUCUUUUAUCAAACAAAAUUAUUUAGAUUUACCGCCACUCAAAAGCAGGACAAGGGCGGGAAAAGGUCCAGGGGCCACCUAUUUGAAUUUGAUAGGUAAUGAUUCGACUAGAUAUUAUUCGCAAAUAGGGCAGGACAAGGAGGUAGAGCGUUUACUAAAGGGAAAACGAAACGGUGUUUUUAUUGAAGCAGGAGCACAAAACGGUGAGUAUUUAUCUAACACUCUUUACUUUGAAAGAUACUUAGGUUGGACAGGCCUCUUGGUAGAACCGUCUCCUAUAAAUUACAAAGUACUGAAAACAAAAAACCGAAAUAGUUAUAUCUCAAACGUAUGCUUAAGCCCUCAAAAGCACCCGCUUCAAUUCAAUUUCAACGGGCACCAGAUUUUUGAAAAAAAUGUUCAACUAACCGAUAUUUCGAUCCACUCCCUGGUACAAUGUUUACCACUUUAUUCAAUCUUGCUUGCAAUAGACCCACCCAUGGUGGAAAUCGAUUAUUUUAGCUUAGACGUGGAUGGGCCAGAAUUGGAAAUCUUAAAAACAAUACCAUGGAACAAGGUUAAUAUCAAAGUUCUGAGCAUAGAAUUCCGACACAGCCCUUAUCCAGUAAAUCUUCAAGUGAAAAAAGAGAUGAUAGAUUUUAUGAUGUUGCAGGGCUAUGAGGUGCACAAGGAGAUGAUAUUCGAUAUUUUUUUUUACAAAAAAAAUGGCACGGAAUGA
Messenger RNA from Gordionus sp. m RMFG-2023, 1092 nucleotides. RefSeq names its product protein Star-like. Lineage: Eukaryota; Metazoa; Nematomorpha; Gordioida; Chordodea; Parachordodidae. The transcript has 4 exons. Bases 139 to 1092 code for a protein of 317 amino acids. The record is from RefSeq and is a predicted model, not a curated record.